AUGGUUGUUGUUGAAAGUCUACGUAAGGGUUUUUCCAAUUGGUUCUAAUGGUAUUUUUAGAAAUCUUACUCGGGGGACUGCUUUUUGCAGACAUGACCUCUACUUUGACCUGUUAUUUUUUCCAUGCCGUCCUUCAUCACCUCUUACUUCUGUUUACAGAAGAACAAAGCACUUCAAUUUCACAAGUAAAUGGGUUCUCGAAUUUAUUUUUGUUUCUCCUACUCGAAGAUUUUACGCUGUUUACCCCUUGCCACGAUUUCGAUCCUCCGUUAGGCCAUAAUGAAACACGCACCGCAAUUCCUCUAAUUUUGCAGUGGUUACGAUUGUUUCUGACCUACGAGUACUCAGCAAAUGUUAGCGUAACCCUUUCAGUGAUUUCGCUCCCUAGAUCUUUUUAUCAAUUCUCCUUACUAUUAUAGAUUUCAUGUGAUUUAUUGUAACCUUAAGCAACAUUUCCUAUCUUAAUUCUCUUUACCUUUCUAUCAGAUUUCCUACUGAGGCUGUUAGGAGAAAUUACAUAUUGGUCAUUUUUGGGAGUUAAAAGAUUAUGCUUUGUGGUUUUGGUGGUAUCAAUUUGCAAAAUUAAUAGAAAUUUCCAUUUUUUGGUUUGCAAACGACCAAAUCAUAACUACCCAUUUUCAGUGUUAGUCCAAUUAUUUAUUUAAUCCUUUAAUUCCGUGGGCAACCACAAAAAAUUUAUGCAAAUUACAUUAUAAAUAUAAAAUCAAGAAGACAAGUGAUAAGAAUAAAGAAAUUAGGGAAUUUUUGGUUGAUCUGAUACCAAACUCUCCAAACUAACAUCAUAAGAACUGUAUAGUAGACAGUAAGGAGAAUUACUAAUGAGAUCUUGGGAGUGAAAGGGUUGACCAAGAUUUAUCAUGACUUAAGUAUUAUGUGCUUUGUCUUUAAUUUUUAGGUGACCCGUGCAAUGAAAAGAAAUGCACUGGUCAGGGACAAGUUUGUUCUGUUGACAAAAAUAACAAAGCUGUUUGUAAAUGUAAAGAUUCUUGCCCAGGGUCAGACAAUAAAAGAGUCUGUGGGUCCGAUGGUAUCACUUACCGAAAUCGCUGUCAACUAGAUAUGACAUCCUGUAAGCUUAGCAUAAACAUUACAGUGGUUUCUGUUGGUAAAUGCGGAGGUGAGUUGAGUGCUCUUGAUAAUAAGUGAUGUGUAGUUAAAAAAAGGGAAAUCCUGCUUCAGUGCCAAGUGCACCAUUUAGUAACAAGGAGUGUUGUUACUCCCCCCCACCCCCUUGGUGGGAUGCCAGAGACUUCCCUGAUAGUUUAUUAGGUAGGGUCUAGCCUAGAAAUAUGGACUCCUGACUCUCCCCACUUGUUUAAAAUCUAAAAAGAAAGGAAAUUACAAACCACGAGUGCGUAAUACUUAAAAAAAAAAAAUUAUCUCAUUUUGACUUCAGGUCAUAAAAACUAAUUUGCAAGAAGGUUUAACUUGCCACAUGACUGUCAGCUGCAAGCCCCCAACUUUCAGGGUCAUGUUUACAAUUUCAUAUAAGUCAAAGCAGAAUGGUCUUGUGGGUUUACCAGAGGUCAAAUCCAAGUUCAAUUAUAUUUAUCAGCAAUCAUCUCUCUUGACCAGUUCAUGAUUUCAGGUUGCCAUGGGAGACUUGAGCUUGGAAACCUAUCCCUAGAAAAAACAAAUUAGAUGCAAGUUCUUACCCAGGUUAUCAUAUUGUGAAUAAUCAAUUAUUAUUGUCUUUUGCUUGUUCUUUUUCUUCUUUAGAGAUCCCUUUGAAAAUCAGCCCACAACAUCAGUCUUCUCAAACUCUCUAUGCUGGGAAGCCUGGCAAAAUUGAAUGCAAAAUCAUUGGAAAUGCUGCCCAAUACUUGUGGCGCAAAGUUGGCCUAAGAAGUCUGCCAUAUGGUAGAGUUUUACCUCUCAAUCUCAAUAGACUUCUUUUCCGCCGAGUCCAGUUGAAAGAUGCUGGGAGAUAUGAGUGCCGCGCAUAUUCAGGAUCAAUGCGUGUAGUGGUUCCAAUAACUGUUGUUGUCUUGGGUAAGUUGAUUUUUUUUGUAAUUAGAUGAUGCUUCAAAUAUCUGCUACUGAAAAAACUAACCAGUUAAUCAUUUAUUUAUGAAUCAUACUGUCUGGUAAUUAAGAAUUUAGACUCUGUCUUUGUGGUUGUCAGAUUUUGUUUAUUUCUUCUAUGAUUACAGACCAAAUUUGUCUCCUGGCCUUCCCAUCAUCUUUAUUUUGAAUAAAGACAGCCAGUCAGUCAGUCAGUCAAUAUACCUAUCACUCAGGAAUUAAUGUGUGAAUCAAUUGCCAAAUGUUACCAGUGUGAGUGUCUGGUAAUUAGUUCUUAAAAGAAAUAUUGUUGGUGAAAUUAACUGAAAUUUUGUUGAUUUAGGCAGAAGUGUCUUUAUAAUGAGGCCUAUUUAAUUAACUGAUUAGUCAAUCAUGCUGUCAGUCAUUUAGGCACUUAUUUACUCAAACCGUCAGUCAGUUAAUUGGUCAGUCAGUUGGCCAAUCAGGUAGUCAUGCAGUCAUUCAGUUAGUCAUUCAGUCAGCCAGCCAGUCAGUUGAUUGGUCAGUCAGUAAGUCAGAUAAUCAGUCAAGUAGUUAUUGAAUCUGUCAGGUUAAAGUUGGUGGGUCAGUCAGUUAGUCAAUCAGUCAGUUGGUUAGUUGGUCAGUCAGUUAGUGGUUGGUCUGUCGGCCAGCCAGUCAGUCAGUCAAUUGGUCAGUCAAUUGAGUUCGUGUUCAGACUGAAGGGAAUUUUUGUAUUAUUUUACAUCAAUGCUGCCUGCAUUUAUUACAGAUCCCAAGACAAAGGAGACUGCUGUGGCACCAAAUCAAGUUUGCAAUUUGGAAAAACUUAUUGGUACAGGGACUGAUCCAUCCAAGUUCAGUACUCGAUGGUAUUUUGACAGCAUGGAUUCCUUGAUGUGUGUUUCUUUCCUGUACAGUGGAAUUGGUGGCAAUAAAAACAAUUUUAAGACCAAAGCUGAAUGUUUGCGGAAAUGCUCCCAUGCUGGUAACAAAACCUUUUAUGAUAUUAAUUUAUCAAUAGUGUCUAUAAUGGGAACAAAUUUGCAUAAAUUGACCUUGAAAACACAACUUUUCUUUCAGCUGGGGAUGUCUGUGCUCUUCCUAAGCUGCCUGGUAUUUGUAUGGCCUAUUUUCCCAGAUGGUUUUUUAACAGCAAAACUAAAAAAUGUGAAUCUUUCAUUUAUGGUGGAUGUAAUGGUAAUGCCAACAACUUUAACACCGAGGAGGAUUGUAAGAAGUCUUGUUUAGGUAAGUUGAGUUUUAGGGAAAUAAACAUGUGGUUAAACUUUUACCUCCCACAUCCAAUUUCUAACUCCUUACUGUCAACUACACAAUUCUUAUAAUGUUAAUUCAGAGAAUUUAGUAGUGGAUCAAUUAAUUAUCCUCAAGUUGAUAUUUUUCUUUAUUCUCAUCACUUUUCCGGUUGAUAACGUACUGAUAUUGUGAGGAGAAAUUCUGUCUUGGUCACUCAUGGGAGUUAAAGGGUUAAUUAUUUGCAGCUGCAGUUACAAUAUGCAAUUUAUACGAAACUUGAUGAGAAUGCUUAAGUCAGAAAAAUAUUAUUUAACAAAGGUUAAGAGAAGAAUCUGGCUGGAAAAAAGCAUACAGUUAUGAUCAUUAUGUGGUGAUAAUGGUAGUAAUGAAUUGUGUCUUGAAUCACUGUACAGUGUACUUGAUGCUUUUGAAAAUUUGUUAUAUCAAGUUGUAGAAGAAUGAUGUUGACAUCAAAUCAUGGAAUUCUGGAUGAAUGUGUUAUAUAGUUACAUACAUGUACCAUAUUAAAAUUCAAUAGCCAUGUUAUAGUGGAUCCAAAAUGUUGACUGGAAGGUUUUAAGGUUUAAAAAAUUUACUAUUUUCUUCUAACUUACAAGUAUGCCUAUGUCACUGACCCCUGCUUUAUUUCUUUAAAUAAUUUUCCUUUCAGCGGAUUUUGUUUGCAAAUUACAGCCAGAUGUUGGGCUCUGCAAAGGAUAUUUCCCCAGAUACUUCUUUAAUGACACAUCAGGGCAGUGCGAUAAGUUUAUUUAUGGAGGCUGUGAAGGAAACAGUAACAACUUUCACACUAUAGAACUGUGCCAGAAGAAAUGCCAGCCUGGUAAAUUAGCCAUACAUGUGCUUUGGUCUUUGAUUAAGUAUUGUGAUAAAUAGCAUUUACAGCAGUAGCUCUUCAAUUGUAGUUGGUAUGAUUUAUUAUUUGGUGCAUGAUUGAUGUCAGUGGAGCUCUGUACAAACCUUAAAUGUUUCAUUUAACUCAAGGAAUUUUCAAGGAAAGGAAAUUAGUUAGUUUUGUCUUUAGAGACUUUAGGUGAUUGUUUCCUUAGACUUAAAGUUUGACCUGUGUUUAGGUCAGAGGAGUUUUUCGAAGUUGCUUAGACUCACAAUUUCUGUGGUUUUCUUUGAAAAAAGUGCAGUUUUUAAUUAGUUUGUUGGUACAUAUCUUGAGAAUUUAUUGUAUUUUACUGUUGUUGUCCCUCUUCUUUUUUUCAGCAUCUGAUGCAGCUGUUCGAGGUAGGUAGUUGCUCAAUUAUUGAUUUGAUUCAUUGUUCUUUUCAAAAUGAAACUUAAUUGGUAACCUACACUUGAUUGGUUGGCACAGACUAACUAUUUAAACCUCACUAGCUAAGAAGAUUUUCUGCUUUGCAAGUCAAAAAUUUGUAAUUGUGUCAAAAUACUUACUCUAACUACAAGAAAGACAAUUGCUUAUGUUUUUGUCUUUUUUUGUGUGCCAUUAUUUUUUUAUAGAUAAACCUGGCCGCUGUCCAUGGCGCAGGAGUAUUCUUAGGUUUUGUACUCUGGGACAGGAUACUUGUGAAACUGAUCAAGAGUGUAAGGGCGAUGACAAGUGUUGCUUUGAUGGUUGUAGUCAUUCAUGUGCUCCACCAUUGAGUGAAGUCAAACCAGGUCAGUGUCCCAAAGUAGACAAAAAGAAUGGGACUGUCUGUAAUAAGAUGGGAGACAUGUGUGACAAGGAUGCUGAUUGUCCAGCAAGUCGGAAGUGUUGUGACAAUGGCUGCCAGAAAGACUGUGCCAUGCCAGAAUCUGUGCGUGUCUUAAAACCUGGUGUGUGCCCUCAAAACGACAUAAUUGAUCCAAAGCUGUGCAAAAGUGCAAAAAAUGAAUGUGAUGUUGAUGGUGAUUGCUUUGGCCAUUUGAAAUGUUGCUUUAAUGGGUGUAAUAAGGAGUGUUCUGUGACACCAAAGCCUCGUCCAAAGCCAGGGGAGUGUCCCCUGAAUGAUUAUAUACCACCUGAACUGUGCGAGGUUACAGAAGACAACUGUAAAAAUGACCAGGAUUGUAAAGGAAGGGAUAAGUGUUGUGCAACAGGAUGUAAUCUGGAUUGUAUAACCCCUCCCAUCAUAGAGAAGCGUGGUCAGUGCCCAACUGUGGAUUAUAUUGAUCCUGAAGCUUGUGAAGAAACAACAGAUCAGUGCAGUGUAGAUUUUGAUUGUAAAGGAAGGGACAAAUGUUGUGCAACAGGCUGUAUAAAGGAGUGCGUAACCCCUCCCAUCCUAGAGAAACCUGGUCAGUGCCCAACUGUGGAUUAUAUUGACCCCAAGACUUGUGAAGAAACAACCGAUAACUGCACUGAAGAUAGUGAUUGUAAAGGGAAGGACAAAUGCUGUGCAACUGGCUGCAUAAAGGAGUGUAUAACACCUCCAAUUGAACUUCCUACCACCAUAAAGGAUGGUCAGUGUCCUAAACCAUGGAAGGGACUUGAUGGUAUCUGUGACCGACGGGGGGACAUGUGCUCUGGUGAUGAUGAUUGCAGUGGACUGCAAAAGUGCUGUUUUAAUGGGUGCCAGAAAGAUUGCAUUGAGCCUGUACCUUUGGAUAAACCUGGUGAGUGUCCGAGCCCUUGGAAAGGGAAAGAUGGCAUUUGUGAUCGGCGUGGAGACAUGUGCAAUGUAGAUGUUGAUUGCGAUACUUCUGAAAAGUGCUGCUUCAAUGGCUGCCAGAGGGAUUGUGUUAAACCUGGCACUGGCAAGAAAUCUUCAGGGAAGCCUGGUCAGUGUCCAAUUCCAUGGAAACAGCAACCAUGUGACAGAAAGGGAGAUGUGUGCAGGGAAGAUAUCGACUGUAGUUCUGGAAGCAAAUGCUGUCACAAUGGCUGUCAGAGGGAUUGUGUCAAACCAGGUGAGGGUAUCCAGUUACUUUCAUUAUUAUUUUGAUACUUUCCUGUAAGUUAACUCCCAAAGUAAAUCACAAGUAAGUUUUGUUUGUAUUAGUUUUGCUUUACUUGGCUUUGUGAUUAAUGCAACCCUCUUGAACUAGAUUGUGUGAUUUUGUCUCAGUGAUUUUUCACUCAUGUUUUUUUAUGUGAUGUGUAGUUUGACUGCUUUCAUUUAAGUAGCUAAACAUCUGCUAUAAUUUUAGAUCUGAUUGUUAAUUCUCCCCUCUAGCAGUUACAGAUUUCCUUGUAAAUUAGUUAUGAGAACUUGGUGUAAGAUCUAGAUAGCAGCUUCUACCUGAUAAGUUUGAAUAUUCUCAUCACCUGUUUGCUGAAUAAUGUAUGGAUAUUACUGGGAGAAGUUUCAUGUUAAUCACUACUGGGAGUUAAAGGGUUAAAAAAUUAUCAGGAUGUUCAACUUACAGUGCUUGUAUGUAUAACUUGUCAUCAAACACCCUUGUUCUAUUUACAGUUAAAUCUGUAUUAACCCUUUAACUCCCAGAAGUGAUGCAAAUUUAACUUCUCCCUACAAUAUCAAUACUUUUGCCAGCAAAAAAGUAGUGAGUAUACACAAUUGUAUCAGGUAGAAGUUGUUAUCUUGAUCUAACGCCAAAUCCUCAUCACUAAUCCACAAGGAAUGUGUAGCAGCUAUAGGGGCAAAUUAAUAGUCAGAUUUUGGGAAUUAAAGGGCAAAGCAGAACUUCAUUUUAAGUGGUUACCAUGUGUUAAGCAGUCAGUUAUCAAAGUCCCAAAAUCAUUUCCCCUUAAACACUGUCAGUAAUUUUUACCUCUAUUAAGCAGUCACCUUUAUUAUGCAGUGGUAGUCACCAUGUACUGAGUCCUAGUGGCCUGUUUCUAUCGUCUUCCGCCUGUCUUGAAAGGUCAUGUAAAGCAGAACCAACUAAGAACAAGCUCUCAAGUAUACAGUAUUUAAUCCAUAUUCCCGGAGAUCAAUGGUAGUAGUAUAUUUGAGCAAGAUUUUGAACAUCUUACAUUUCUGUCUUGUCAAUUACAAAAUGUAUGGCAUAAAAAGGGGUCUUUUACCGUUUUUUACAAUACCCCUAUUCUGUGGAACCAGUCAAACUGCAUGCAUUAACCCAUUUAGCUCUAAGAAUGACUAAAAUCUAAUUUCUCCCUACAAUAUCACUCCCAAAUCAUGCAUUAAGGUCAUGAGAAUAAAGGAAAUGGUCACCAGGGAAGGAACCUUUUGAUUGGCAAACAAAUUCUCCUUGUCAGCACCUUAGGAAAUGUAUAAAGAACAGUGUGGAGAAUAUGCAUACUGAUGUUAGAGUGUAAAGGGUUAAGCGGUCACCCUGCCAUUCCCCCUAGCUUUUACUUUUCAUAAUUGAUCUGUAUUUUUAAAUAGAAAAUCUUACAAAGUGCCAAGAGGAAAUGCAAUCUGCUUUGGACAAGUUAGCAUUGGACCCCCCUCUCCUUGGUGUUUUUGUUCCACGGUGUAAGCCUGAUGGUGAUUAUGAGGACCAGCAGUGUCAUGAAUUGUACUGCUGGUGUGUGGACAAGGAUGGAGAAAAAAUGCCAGGUACAGAGGUACAAGGCACAGCUGUCUGUUCCAAACGUGGUAAGAACACAAACUACCUAAAAUAUAUUAUUACAUACCUGUGCUCAUCAAAUCAAUUUGUUGGAGAAUUUAAUCUUCUAAUUGCUAGCAUUUUUGAAGAAGAGCCAAUUGUGUCAAAACAAGCUGGUGAAUUUUCCUAGAAGUUCCAAAAAAAAUCUAGUUUUCAUUGCCUCCCUCCUUCCAUGAAAGGUUUUGGUAGAAGUAUUUGAGUUUAUUUUAGAUGAUAUAUUUUGUUCUGUACAUGAAUAGCAUGAGUUUUUCCUGCUAGGGUUCAGAAAGUGAUCAGUAUGCACUAGCUGGUGUGACAUUUAAAGGUUUAAUCUGUUGGUAAGAGGCUUGCAACCACAGGGCAAAAGUUGGCAGAUAUAGCACAAUUUUCUUUUGAAAUGGAGCCUUCAAUUAAUCAGUGAAAUUUAAGGUAGCUAUAACAUUAAGUGUUGCCAAAUUGUGACUGUUGUGGGAAUGACUGGAUGGCUUCCUGGCUGAAACCUUGCUUAGGAGGUCUGACUUAACCCAACAGCUGUGUAACUAUUCACCCUGAAAUUUCUUAGACUAGAACUAAAAUAAAAUUCUAUUGUUGGUAAUAUUUCACUCAACAGCAAAACCUGGAACAUGUCCGAGACCUUGGUUGGGUCAAGGGGGGGUUUGUGACUUGCUCCCUGACAUGUGCCAGCAUGAUUCUGAUUGUGAUGGAGACCACAGGUGUUGCUUUAAUGGAUGUCAGAAUUUCUGCACAUCUCCAGGUAUGAAUUUCACUAAAAUAGAAGAACAAAGAAAGAAAUGAACAAAUGUGGUGAGCAGGGCAAAGAUAUAUCUGUUUGCAUAUCUUCUUUAUUGUUCUUUAUACAUUUCCCUAGGUGCUUAUAACGAGAAUUGGUUUUAACAAUCAAUUGCUUCUUUAGUUGGUGAUCAUUUCUUCUAUUCUUGUCACCUUGAUGAGUGAUUCAAGGGUGAUAUUGUAAGGAGAAAUAAGAUGUUAGUCACUGUUAAGGGUCACAGAUUUAAUAGGACUCAGAGAAAUUUUUUCUAAUAGGUACUGUGCUAGUGCUGAAAAUUGAGAGUAUUAGUACAUUUCCUUUUUUCAGUUUUUCAGGUGAUUAAAGAGGAAGUUAUGAAAAUUAGUAAAUUCCUUCCACAAAUUUUUGUUGUAUAGACUGAACCACAAAGAUCUGAUCUAGCAAAAGGCAAAUUAUUACCUGACCAAUGAACUUAAUGAAACCCUGACAAAUCAUUGUGCCAGACUCCAUGAUACAGUAUUUACUUUCAAAGUGUUAAAUGAUCAGCUUGAAAAAAUUUUAACUUAUCAAAUUUGUUGAUCUUCAUCUCAGUUGGUAUUAAACUCUGCGCAAGGCACAGGAAGAGAGAGAUCUCAAAAACCCAUGGAGGACGCUUCCCAAUAGGAGCAUUCAUACCUUCCUGUAAACUAAAUGGUGAUUAUGAGGAGGUACAGUGUCAUGGAUCUACUGGGUUUUGCUGGUGCGUAGACAAGCUUGGCAAUGAACUGGAAGGUACUCGAAUCAGAGGAGAACCAAAUUGUACCUCUUCAGGUAUGAUAUCAGGAGUGCAGGGCACUUUCAUAAAAUUGCUUUAAUUUUGUUUGUGACCUUAUGCUAUGGUGGUAACAGCUUCAAAGAGUGCAUUGUUGGGGAUAAUCCAGAUCAGGAUCAUUUAUCAGAGAUCACUUGGAUUGUGGUGCACCAAGGGAUUGGGGUUUGGGUGCCUAGUAUCAGUUUCAUGACAGUAAGCAUGAAAUUUCAGUAUGCUUGAGAGUGGGAAAGAAAUGUUGUGUAGAGUGAUGAAAUUCAAAUCCCAUGCCAAUGGAACACAGCAGAUCAGUGAUCCAAGGAAUCCAUGUCCAGGGUGGAUUCAAUGAAUCAGUGAUCUUAAAAUGGAUUCCCACUAAAGGAUUGCUGUACAUCAUAAUCAUUCUUAUCCUGAUCACACCAAGGGAAUGCGCCCAAACACUUAAAUUUGAAAUGUAUACCUGAACUGCAUUGUGAUCAGCAGUUUGGAAUUUCUUGAUUUCAGUUGGUACCAAACCCUGCACAAGACAGAAGGAGAGAGAGCUCUCAAGGAACCAAGGGGGUGUCCCCUUAAUAGGGGCAUUCAUAACUUCCUGUAAACCAAAUGGUGAUUAUGAGGAAGUCCAGUGUCAUGGAUCUAUUGGGUUCUGCUGGUGUGUUGACAGUCUUGGCAAUGAAGUGGAUGGUACUAGAGUGAGAGGAGAACCAAAUUGUACAAUUUCAGGUAAGAUAUUGGAGAUCUGAAGCGCCCCUUUGUGAAUUGCUGUCUUUAGUUUUUAAUCUGGCAACAACAGCUUCAAAAGGGUUCAAAUAGGGGUUCAUAGCUAUGUAUGUAGCUGGAUCAUCCAGAAAAAAACUUCAGAUCUGAAAUCACAAUUCAUGGUUGAGCACAGGGUCACUACAUUAUUAUGAUUAGAAUCACUAAUAGUGGAGAGGUUAAGCAUGGCAGUUACAGAAAAUAUCUGCUUUCAGUUAUUUUAUUGUAAUUUUAAAAUAUUUUUGUGGACUUUCGCAAGAUUUUUUUUGCUGUUUACCUACACAGGUUAUCUAAAGAUUGUGCAAGAAUUGAGUUAGGCAGAGUUCAAAUUGCACUUUACUUUUGUUGUAACAACUAAACAAUGUAAACUCUUGCAUGUGAUGAUGUGCGAUAUGAGUCCUUGAGGUUUUUACUAGUAACAGUUUUGUGAAGUAUGGGGACUUGCAAUAUAUAUCAAAUGAAUUUAAAAAUGCAGUAGGCACCAAUUUCUGUUUGCAAUUGCCCACUUGUAAUCAGGCAACAGUAAAUCAGAAAUGUUCUUAAACCAUAGUAUGCACCUACAUCUGUUGGAAGUAUUUCUCCCCUUUCAGGAAAGUGAAAUGUAAAGCACAGUACAGUAUCUCAUAGACCCUGCAUAUACCCAGCCAUUGGGGAUGAUGUGGAUAUGUUUUCCUAUUUUUUCAGCAAAUACUAAGAUGAAUGGAAAGGAAGGAACUUGUCCUACGCCGUGGAAGGGGCUUACAGGUUUCUGUGACAAAAUGGGUGAUGAAUGUGGAAUGGACUUUCACUGUCCUGGAAAUCAGAAAUGUUGCUUCAGUGGCUGCCAGCAGAUGUGUGUGAAUACAUCAGAGGUUCACAAGAAAGCAGACACAAAACCUGGCCAAUGUCCCAAACCUUGGCUGGGUAAAGAAGGGCUGUGUGAUCGCCGUGGGGAUAUGUGUGCGAAAGAUACUGAUUGCAAAGGAAGUGAGCUCUGUUGCUUCAAUGGCUGCCAAAAGGACUGUGUUAAUCCUGGUUGGUAACAUUUCUUCUUCAUCAUUGUACUCACAGGAUGACAACUUAGGGCAUAUUUAUGACUAAUUUGAUUUAGUAAGAGUGAGUUACAUUUUCAAAACUUCCAUGUAAAUUUUUAAUAUUUUUUUGUUUAUAAACCAAUUUUCCUUUGAUUGCUGAUGUUUCAGCCUGUUUGGUCCCAAUCUGGUUGCUUAUACCUAUUAGAUAUGAGCCACCAUGGAAAUUGGGAUCAUUAGUAGUCACAACUUGAAGGCUUGAAUCAUCUGGAGUUAUAUCAAAGCCAAGAAAAUCAACUUAAAUAACCCUCUCUCGUCAUUUUUGAAAGGUCUGUCUACUUGUCAGCAAAGAUUUGAAGAGUCUUUUCUGUUCCCACAAUUGGGUCGCUUUGUUCCAUCAUGUAAGAAAAGUGGUGGAUUUCAAGAAAUGCAGUGUCACUUUUCCACGGGAUAUUGUUGGUGUGUAGACAGUUAUGGCAAGGAACAGCUUGGAACACGAACCAGAGGAAAACCCAACUGUACUCUUCCAGGUAAAAAGGAAACAAGUAUUUGUGAGUGCAUGUACAUGUAACUUCUGGAGGAAUUAUAGAGAUAUUUGUAGACAUCAGUUUGCACAUACACUGUUGAGCAUAUCACUCAUGCCAGGUAGCUCUUUCAUGUCUUUUAUCCCCUACAGGAGAGAUCAAGGGUAUUUUGGGUUACUUCCCCCCCCCCCCAAACAUUUAAUCAGAUUCUACAGACAUAUUGCAGUGCUCAUUUUUUAAUGUAAGAUAAGAGCUCUGUGCUCAAAAAGAUUACACAGUGAUCAUAAGCCAUACAAUUUGACCUUGUGAUCUGAACUCCAGUUCAGCUGUGGAACUACAUGUAAAAGAGACACAUUUGAUAUGUUGUGUGUAAGCUUUUGAACUCAAUUUAUUUGACAUGUAUUCACACUGUCAAAGUGUUGUUCAUUUCUAACAUUUGAUGUUUCCAGAUCCAUGUCAGUUCACCUCGUGCCCAUAUUAUGGACAGUGUGUUCCCACCAAGGACCACAAGUCAGUAGAAUGCAAAUGCAAUAUUGCCUGCAUAAAGAUUUAUGCUCCAGUUUGUGGAACAAAUGGCAAAACCUACGAUAAUGAGUGCAUUCUGAAGGCUGAAGCUUGUGCGGAAAAGAAGAAUGUCACUGUUGAUUACAAGGGUGAAUGUGAAGUAGGUCAGUGGAAAGGUGAAUUUAUUUAUAGCCUCUGCAGGGUUCUGGCCCAAAGGCUGAUACCUAAGGAGGCACUAUAGAGUCCCCUUGUAUAGGGAGAAUUAAGAAAUGACGUAUGAUUGAUAGAGUAGGUGACAAAGGAUAAUUGAAUCAAAUCAAGCAGCCCAUGACUUUAACUGUCCCUAUGGCAUGUGUUUCGCAUUAUAUUGUAAACAAUGGAAACGAUUUACAAUAGCAUUUGGUUUGAACCUGAACUCAAAAUUUUUUUUUCUCCAACAAUGCUUCAUAUAAACUCUGCUCUGAAAAAAGGUUUAAGAUACAAAUUUUAGUGUUGAAAAAAGGGAGGGGGCAGUGUUUGUGACAACUGUUACUAGUUUUAGUUAAUAUAGUUUUGUGUUUUAUUGUAAGUAAUAAGGAGAGGAAGAAGAGGGUUUUAUUAGAUGAAGCAUAAUUUCAUUCACAGUUCAUGCCAGGAUAACUUUAGAUUUGUAUCUUAACCUACUAUGAGACAGAUCACAGUAAUUCACCUUUGCUAGGAGAGAAAGGGAAAUAUACCAUGGGUAUCAGUUUUAUGGUCUAGAUUCGGCCUUAGUAUAGUUAAUUUUCAAUUUAUUUUGUGCAUUUCUCUAUAGAAACAGAGAAAAAAUUAAAUCUUUUUAUCUUUUAGUGGAUCCAUGUGCCUCAGUAAAGUGUGACUUCUAUGGCAAGUGUGAUGUCAUUGGUGGAAACAUCACUUGCGUCUGCCCUGGUGAAGGUAGCCACCCAGGCUGUGGCAAUGAAGAAGAACCUCUCUGUGGUUCUGAUGGAAAGAUUUAUGAGAACUUGUGUCUCUUAAUGACUGCCUCCUGCCAAAAAAAGACAGAGAUUAGCCCAGCACUGCCAGAAAGUUGUGGUACAGGUUUAUUUCUCUCAUUUUCCUUUCAAAUGAGGUUCAAUAUUGGAUAACUGAAUCACUUCCUUCCCAUCUUAAGUCUUUGGGUAAUUUCACUAAUACCCCUUUUUCCCUUUUAUUAAUGUUGGCAAUGGUAAAGAUAAUGAUAAUUAGCACUCUGAUCAUUAGUAUCAACUUUGCAGGAGUAGUGAAUAUUGAUCCCUGCGUCAACAUCACGUGCAGCCAUCCAUUGCAAAAAUGCACCACAGAUGAUAAAGGCAAACCUGUCUGCAGCUGUACACACCUUGGAUCCUGUCCAAAGAUCAUUAAGCCAGUCUGUGGAGAUGAUGGUCAAAAUUAUGACAAUAAGUGUAUUUUGGACUUCGUCUCAUGUGAGAAAGGCAAAGUUGUGUCUGUAGAUUAUGAAGGAAAAUGUGAACCGGAUAUUACAUCAAGUAAGUUAGACAUGGUUUUGUUACUUUUGAUUGUAUAAUUAUCGUUAAGGAAGUCGGCAAUAUUUCAUGAUACUCUGUGGAUUUCUGAAAUACCUUCUGGUGAUUUGGGAUUUUAGAAUGAGUCUGUGACCUAAUUACCAGGGCCCAGUUGUUCGAAGGCCGAUUAGCGCUAACCCAGAGUUAGAUUUUAAUCUGGGUUUCUUUAUUCCUUUACUCUAAAGCCUUUUUGGGAAAAUUUUCAAUGUCCUUUUUAAAGCAUCAAAUAGUCAUACUCUAGACAAAAAGAAUUCGACUGAAUUUUCUUUUAAAGCUUUUAGAUCUGAAAUCGGAUUUCACACUAACCCUGGGUUAUCUUAACCCAGCUUUGAACAACCCGGCCCAGGUCUCCACCCUAGUUCUGAUCAUCAUACAAUACAUUAUUUGAACUAGGGAGUGACAAAUUAUCAUGUAGGCUGGUUAUCCAGGCAAGAGUAGUCCUGGGAAGGAGUAUUUUCGGUGGUGGUGACUGAUGUUUAGCAGAAAUCAAGGUCAGAGUCGAGAAUUGAUACUUGGCUUGGAUGAUGACUUCCACAAAGAUUGUCGAAACCCUCGUCGCCACCACUGACAAUGUUCCUUCACAGGACUACCCUUGCUUGGGCAAUCAGAAUACACUAUCAUAUUUUUAAUCGUUGUUUGUUUGGUACAUUGCAAAACGUAGUUUAGAAGAUGGAUAAGCAAUAUUUUUCUUCAAUGACUGAAUAUAUGAAAAUCAUAAUGUCAUAUAUUCAUUUUAUGAUGUCAUUUAUUCAUUUUAAAAUUUUUCUUUAUUGAAAAAAACUGAAUUUACUGUUGACUUAACUAGGAAAUUAGACAAACUGUAUAAUUGUCAAAAUGAUGUCAAAAACGGUUCUUCAUAAUUGGUUAUCAAAUUUUAGGAAUUUACUGUAUCCAUCAGUCGGUUCUGAUUUAGAAUGGAGUUAUGUUUAAAUCAUAAAUGGAUUAGUCAUUCCUUUUCCAAAUCUCACAUUUCAGUUGUUUAGUUUUAACAGGUGCUACACCAGAUCCCUGUUAUAAGGUCAAUUGCAGCCAUUAUCUCGCCAGUUGUCAAGACAUAAAUGGUACAGCAACCUGUGUAUGCUCAACUGCAGUGACACUUGACUUAAGAUAUGUCUGUGGUUCUGAUGGAAAGACAUAUCCAAAUCACAGAUCCUUAGAAGUUGCCAGCUGUCUCUCUGGCGGUGCUAUCAAGAAGGUCAAGGAUGGAAAAUGUAAGAGCUACUGUCCAACUUUUAGAUACUCCUAGAAACAUGGAACCUUGGAAAAACAGGAGGAUAUCUUCAUAAGAGCUCGCUUGGCUCCUGAGAGCUUUUUCUUUUUUUUUUCUUUUUCUUUUUUAGCUCCUGGACCAGCUGUCAUUUAUGGAUUUGUUUUGUUGUUGAUUUUUGUCCAUGCUCCUUCUAUCUGCGACAAAACUGUUGACACAUUGACUUUAUUAACCCUUUAUUACUUCCAUUUUAUCUCUUUUGCCCUUUUUAAAGUAACCUAUUUACCCUCUCCUCCCCCCUCCUCAAAACAUAGUUUUAUCGCGUUUAUAUGGACUUUUAGUUACAUACAGGCAACACUGAAUGGGGAAGUGGGGGGCUUGUCAACGAGCAAGAGUGUGGUAGACACAGGAGUGUUAUUCUACAAAUAAAUAGAUAAAUAGGACUGUUCAAACAUGAUGUGUCUACUAAUUUUGACAUUGAAUGUAGGUACUUUCCAAUCCUUGCCGACUUGCUAUUUAGAGAAACCUUUAGAUAUAAGCCAUAUUUUAAUCCUGAAGAAGCUGGAUUUCAGAUUUUUGGCUCCUCUAUAGUUGCUUCAGGAAAAGUGUCCUGGUGUUUGGCAUGAUUUUAUACCCGUUUCGUUUCAGGUCCUCAGCUUAAAAAUCCUUGUGAAGUCAGCCUUUGUAGCCACAAGCGUCACAGGUGUGAAGUUCAGAAUGGCACAGCCUCGUGUGUUUGUAACACAGCAUGUACAUUAGAGUAUAAUCCAGUUUGUGCUUCUGAUAACAACACUUAUCCCAACCCGUGUGGUAUGGAGGUGGCAGCAUGUCAGAGUGGGGAGCGCCUUCGAGUCGUCAGACCAGGGAGAUGUGGUAAGCUUCAUUGAACACUUUAAAAGCUGACGUUUCGAGCGUUAUCCCUUCGUCAGAGCCAUUAGACGAAAGGCUAACGCUUGAAACGUCAGCUCGUAAACUUUUAACGGUGGCCAAUUUGCGUUAUCAACCCGUUGAUGAUACUACAUUACCCUGUUAUACUCUCCCACCGACGCAGCAUCACAGUUUCUUUAGAAACUUACGCCAUCUAUUCAUUAAAUACUGACUGAUUCAACCGUAAGAUGUAUCCAAGCAUGUAAAUGAUUAAUGGUUUUGUUUUUGUUUGUUUGUUUGUUUUUUCGGUAGGUAGAAAUUAAUUUUUACGUUGUUCACACUGUUUGGUGACUUUGAAUUUUUCUUUUCAUCGUAGAUGCUGUUAUCUCUGGUUUGAAACCCAAUAUCUGUCCCGCUCCGUGGAAAGGUCUGAAUGGAAUUUGUGACCGAAGAGCAGACUCGUGUACGAAAAAUGAGGACUGCAAGGAGGAUGGAGGAAAGUGCUGCUUUAAUGGCUGCCAGAAAGACUGUGUUCAAUUUGGUAUGUCAAAUGAAUGCAGAUUUCAUUUAAUUGGUUUAAGAGGGAAGUGUUUUUCAGAACGUUGAUAGGAUUGUCAAAUUAUACCACAAGAACAAUGCCAGUUGCAGAUUCUGACAAUUUAGUCAUGCAAACGUUUCUGUUUUCCACAGUUAGGUCAUGCAAACCUGUAUUUAGCUAUAAAAUGACCAAAGAUUAAGUAAUUCCAAGUAUUUCAGAACUUAAGUUACUUUGCCAUUUGAUCAUUCUUGCGUUAUUAAGUUGUAAAAGAUCAAAAAGAAUUUGGCUGCACGUGAAGUAAUAUACUUAAACUGAAACUACAUCCUGUCAACUUAUUUUCCAAAGGAGAGAAUAAUCAAACUAAGUAAAACUGAUGCUUGGGUUAUAAUUUUAAAAUAGCGAUUUCACCUAUAUUUAAGUCUGAUUAGCUAUAUUUCUCUUAAUGAUUUAAGCAAUUUCACCGUAAAAUCUUAAAAUCUGGAUAGUUUUUGUUUUCUUGAUGAAACCAACAAACAUUUAUUUUAUGUUUUCUUUGUAUGAAGUUCGUGACCUUGAAUGCCCUAACACGUGUCAUGAGAAUGCUCAGUGCAUAGAACUAGUUUUUGGAGGUCGCAAAUGUGUGUGUAACCCAGGAUAUGAAGGAGACGGCAUUGAUUGUGCAGGUGAAUUACCGGUCUGUUUUUUAAUUUAACAUUACGCCUCAAUUGGAAUUAAUUGAUGCUCAGGGUCUUAGGGUGUAGGGACACAACAUGUAAAAGUUGAAGACGUACAAAUGCAAGAGAAAUGGUGUGGGAGCAAUCGGCAAGUUUUUUCAAAAUUAAUUGCUGAGAAUUUGCCACUAUAGGUUUACAAAUGUUACAUUCAACUUGUGUAAGGAAUGUGAGAAUUUCUUCAACAUAAAACCCCCGCGUCCAUGGUCGUACAGUGUCAUGUUUGAACAUAAAUCAUUUUUUUGCCCACAGUUAAAUCUGUAUUCCAGGUCUGGCAAUGUUAACUUGCCCAGAAUUUUGUUAAAAGCGGAAACGACAAGAAAUCCAUUGUUCCAGACCUGUGACAUCCUGGGUUGUUUGGCUUAGGGCAACCAGGACCGAAAAACACAUGUCAAUAACCUGGUCAGGACUCAAACAGAUAUCUCUAGGGUCCACCGGUUACUUUUUAACUACCUCUCCCAAGGGGAAGGAACUUUGAUCAUCAUUGGUGAAAUACAUGAUUUGAUGGACUUAUUUUUAUGCAUGUGCUCUAUGUUCAACAGCUGAUCCUUGUAGUGUCAAGAAGUGUGAGCAUUAUGCAACUUGCGUGGAGGACGGCGGCAUGGGAAAAUGUGUCUGUCCACAAGUUUGUCCUCUGAAUUUCAUGCCUGUCUGUGGCUCAGAUGGAAAGAUAUAUGACAAUGUGUGUCUUAUGCAAGCUGCGUCAUGCAGUCAACAGAAGAAGAUCACCAUCGCCAGUAAAGACAGUUGUAGUAAGUCUUCAAAUGAACUCCUCACAACUAUUUUUUAGGAAAAAUAGUAUUCUCUAGAACCUGGGUUGCAUUGUAGAGAUUUAACUUCAUUUUCCCUUAGUUGCUCUAAGUAGCAUGGGUCUUAUGUACAGGGUAGAAUUCUGACGGUGCAAACCAGCCUGAGUCUGUUUUGCUGAGCUGUUGAACUCUGUUGCACAGUAACCUUCAUACAAGUCUUAUUUAACAGUGUAUAUUUUACUACACGGGAAAUAAGCUUGUUUAACUUUUAGUGUGCUGGAGACUGAAUUGAAAGGCCGUAGCUUGGUCAUCUUAAACCUGUUCUCAAAAUCUUCUUCCUGUGUGAUGGUAAACUUUCAGGGGCUCUGUACGAUGGGGUCAUAAUAGGUGAUGGAGUGGUGUCCCAAUCAAGGCAGGAGUAGCGUUGCUGCGUGUAGCAUCAUGCGACUGGGCAUCCUAAAUCAUUACUUCAUCUCACCUCUUUCAUUUACUUCAUAGAACCAGACCCUUGUGAGAAGUCCAACUGCAGUCAUCCAUUACACCACUGUCUCAAAUCACCCCGAGGUGCUGCAUGUGUUUGUCUGCCAUUUUUGUGCACAAGAGAAUACAUCCCGGUAUGUGGAUCAGAUGGCCAAACGUAUCCUAACGAGUGUGUCCUAAGGUCAGAAGCAUGCGAGAGAAGUCAGACAAUAACGGUGGCUAGUCAAGGAGAGUGCAAGCAAGAAAACAAAAGUAAGAUAUAUGUCAUGUUUUGCAGUUAUGUACGUGUUGGUCACUUUAGCCAGUAAUGUUACGAGAACUGUAGAUCACGCAUGAGUAGCAGUUGGUUUAGGUCUCAGUAGUCAAAAGAGGUUGGGCGGUUAACCUUGAUGUCAGCGGCCAAAAUCGCUUAAUGCACUGUAGACAGAAAGGAGCUAAAGAAGCUAGUGAUGAACCUCAAUAAGAGAAAUAUUUGCUAGAAUGUAAAAGCACUGCUUUCUUGGGUGAGGGUCUACCAAAACAACGACAGCGUGAAAGUUGAAAUAAGAGGUUUUCUUGAUUUCCUUCACCCACCACUCCUCACAGACUUAUGUGAGAACUAAAGAUUGUUUUGUUAGAGCUUUUUGGUUUGUUUUCUGAAAGAGCUGCGCUUAUCUUGAAGACGAGUAUUAUGAUCGCAGUGGUGAUGAAAAUCAUGAUGGUGAAGAUGAUGUACAUGUAUUAUUUGUGAAACAACUCUUCUUAUUGGUCACGUGCAUCGUUGUUUACCUGACACCUCUUGGCUCCUUUUUUCACAGACCCUUGCAGUGCACCUGAUCUUUGUACUCAUCCUUACCAUCAGUGUCACGUGGUGGGUGGUAAGGCCCUAUGUGUUUGUCCUAUGGUGAUCACCGCAAAUCUGGCACCAGUGUGUGGCUCGGAUGGACAAACAUACCCCAACCCCAGCGCUCUUGAGAGUAUGAGCUGCCUAGCAAAUAGAAUCGUGGAGGCAGAAUAUUCUGGUGAAUGUCGCGGUGAGUAGGAACAACUCAUGAUUGAUUAUUGAAAGAGUGAAUGAGUAGCACUGGAGGUGACUGACAAUUAUGAAGCUUAGUUUCCCAGUGAGAGUUGUCCUGAAAAAACUGUUUUCAGUGAGAAUGAUGUCGAUUUUUUCAAAAGCCUGAGGUCAAGACAUUAUCUUAAUCCAGUGAAAGUCUUUACUGAUGGAGGUGAAGGUCGGCCAAAGUCAUUGUUGUACACUUCUCACAUGGAGUAAGCACCUUGUUGUUGUCGUAAUCUGUCCAUCCAGUAAACUAGCGUUUAAUUGUAAGAGAUAGUUUUGCACAAGACUAUUUUUACCAUGAUAUAUGAUCCCUUCAGAAAGAUCAAACCAGGAUUAGUUAGACUCAUUGUUCAGUCAGAAAACCUUUUAUACACAGUGAAUGUUUCUUAUCAGGGAACUUUGGUAAUAAUUUUAGUAGCUUUAUUUAUCAUCGUGGCUUCGUUGUGUUCUAGCUCCGUGGGAUCCCUGUGACAUUUCACUGUGCAAUCAUCAUCGUCAUUACUGUAAAGUGGUCGACGGUAAGGCCACCUGUGUUUGCUCUCAACUCUGUCCACUUAUCCUGAGGCCAGUGUGUGGUUCAGAUGGUAAGACAUACCCAAACAGCUGCACCUUGGAGGUUGAGGCCUGUAUAUCUGGUAAAGACCUGACCGUCAUAUCAGAGGGAGAGUGUGGUAAGUGUUUUCUUUUGGAAAUCUGUGAAAUAAUAAUAUUGUUUGAAACAGAGGUGAUAGGGGAUUUUAAAACAUGGGCAGUAUCACAUACGGUCCUCAUAUGGAUGUUGGGCCGUACGGGUCGUAUCAUGAUAAAGUUCCUAAACGAAGUUCUCUGAUUUUCGAAGUUCUCCUUCUAUUUAGAAGGGCCCCAUUUCUCGAAAAAGUAUCGCACUUCAACUGAAAAGUGAGAGGCAGGCAAACACUAACACAGCCGGGUUGAGGAAGAAAUUAAGCACUCUUAAACUUUAACCAUCGAUUAUCUUCAUUGUUUGAUUGUCUUUCUUCCUUGCUGCAGCGAAUAACGAAAACCUUGUUUGUUUUCUGUUGGAUUACAGAUCCAUGUUCAAGGAUGGAGUGCACUGAUCCAAGAAAGCAUUGCAGAGUUGUGCAAGGUGCAGCAACCUGCGAGUGUAAUGAAAUCUGCACACUUGACUUUAACCCAGUUUGUGGUUCAGAUGGUGAAACAUAUCCCAACGAGUGUAGUCUGGAGGUCGAGGCAUGUAAAACUGGAAAAAUCUUAACCGUAGUGAAAUCGGGAGAAUGCGGUAUGUGUUGUGAUACUGUUUAUGUCAAUUAGGAAUAAACUGUAAGUUAUGGUUUGCUUGCAGUGCAGGGUCGGACGCUGCUUUGAUUGAAUUAUAGAAAGGUGGCUGGAGAGAUCGAUGGACUUUAACUCUGGUUAUUUAGCUCACAGAUGGAAUACCACCCCUUUGCCUGGCAAAUACCUGCAACUAGACCAUGACCCCCUAUUCCAGGCACCCGUAAACGCUGAUUAAAUCAACUGAAGGGAAAAAAGGAAAGCUUGUUCGAGGCAACGUUUAAAAGCAUCUGCGAGAGAAGCUCUUAUGACGAUUAAGCAACCGCCACUACCAAACUACUCAAAUUUCUAAAUCAGUAUGCCCACUGACUAGAGGAGCCCGCUAAGCACUCGGCGGUUACAAGAACCUUGAACAGUUUUCUUCCAAUAACCUUUCUGGGAUCAAUAUAAGUAUCUUGGCAACUGCCCACCCACCCCUCCCCUAACUGAAAAACAGUCAAUUGAUGAAAAGUUAGGGUUAAUUUUGGGUUAGGGGAGUGGUAGGUGGGCAGUUGCCCAGAUACUGAUAUUGAUCCCCUUUCCACUUAAAAAUGUGUAGAUUGUUUUAAGGAAAAAUUCCUUCUCAGUCACUCCUUUCUGGGUCACAUUUAGUUGACAGAGCUGCGUCUGUUAAUUCUUAAAAUUUUGAAUUGGACUUUUUUAGAGCCGCAGUGUCCCAUUUUGGACCCAACUCCUCUCUGCGCUUUGAAAAACGGAUCCUGUUUUACAGGAAACGUAACUUGCCCCACUGGACUGAAAUGCUGUCUUGAUAAUGACUGUAGUCACAAGUGUACUGAGCCUGCGCUUGACGAUGGUGAGUGUUUUACUUUUCAGAGACUCCGUCAGAAGCCUGGGGCAAAAUUACACCCGAACAUCAGUAUGCAUAUUCUCCCUACUGUUCUGUUUGCAUUUCUCAAGGUGCUGACGGGGAGAAUUUGUUUAACAAUCUAGAGUUCCUCUAGUUGGUCAUCAUUGCGUUAUUCUCGUGACCUUAAUGUGUGGUUCAAGAGUGAUAUUGUAAUAAGAAAUUAGAUGCCAAUCACUCUUUGGGGGUGAAGGGCCAAGACUCUUCUAAAAUCUAUGUUCUUACUUCAGAAACCUCUUUUUCAACAAGUGGGCAAAGAUAAGGGAGCAUGAGUUCGUCUUCUCUUCAGGAAGACUAGUUUACAAUUUUCAAUAUGUUCUGUCUUUCAUCGGUUUGAAAGCUUAACAGUACUAAGUUAUUAUGGUUGCAUUUAAUUUGAUUGAAAACUUUCUUUUAUCUACAUUUCUUGAACUUAUUUCGAAAACUUUAUAUGUUUUUUGAGUUGCUCUAUCUUUGCUUCGCGAUCACGGGAACUGAAUAACGUUAUUCUUUGUUAACAACCUUUUUUUGGUCCUAUUGUUUCACCAUUUAAGCACAAUGUGUCGUAAACUAGGAAAAACUGGAAUUAGAGUCACUUAUAUGUUUUUAUAAAAGUUUUUCUUUAUUUGCAAUAUUAUACUCAAUUCAGAGCUGAGCCUAGUUUUGUUGUUUGCUCUUUGUUUUAGGGACAAGACCUGGCGAGUGUCCCAUACUUAACCCAACUCCUAUUUGUGCGAAUUUAACCGGAUGUCAGUCAGACAAAGUAUGUCCCCUAGGCAGCAGAUGUUGCUUGCAGAAGGGCUGUACACAGAAAUGUGUUAAGGUUGAGAUUCUUCCCCCUCCGCCACCAUGUGAGUAAAUUAUAAACCAUGUCUCAGAUCAUCAUAACAUUCUGUUAGGCUAUUAGACGAUAAAAGAAAAAUUGACAGUUAUUGUGUGUGCAUUUGUAUCCAUUACUGGUUAGCUUUUUGUGUACACGCGAUAGUGUAGUUUUAGGAAAAUGUUGCGUGUUGAAUGUUCUGUUUUUGUUUCUCGUAGUACUACUUCAAUGCCCAGUUUUAAACCCUACUCCACUGUGUAGACAGCCGGCAGGUGCCCCACCCAACUGUCUCACAGGCGGUCCAAAGUGUCCCGCAGGAAAAGCUUGUUGUCUUGACAAAGACUGUAACCACAAGUGUGUGAAACCUGCGCUGGCUGAUGGUGAGUUGAAUUUAAAUUAUUUUCAGGAUGGAAUGUUACUGCUGAUUGUUCACAGAAUGAUAACUUGAUUGAUUUACAAGGUCCAAAUUCUUAAGACUCAUUCAAAUGAAAGUUUUUUUUCGGAUGAAAGAAAAGUGAAUAUCCCAGAAAGGAACUCGUUGGAUAAAGAACCCAGAACAAGCAGUAGACGCAAAGAGAAAGUGUGCUCUAGAAAACUUUUUAUUCGUAUUAACUCUCACGGCUUUUGAUAUAUAUAUAUAUAUAUAUAUAUAUAUAUAUAUAUAUAUAUAUAUAUAUAUAUAUAUAUAUAUAUAUAUAUAGAUAUAUAUAGAUAGAUAGAUAUAUAUAUAGAUAUAUAGAUAUAUAUAUAGAUAUAUAUAUAGAUAUAUAUAGAUAUAUAUAGAUAUAUAUAUAGAUAUAGAUAGAUAUAUAUAUAUAUAUAUAUAUAGAUAUAGAUAUAUAUAGAUAUAUAUAGAUAUAUAUAUAGAUGUGUAUAUAUAUAUAUAUAUAUAUUGAUGUAACCCUUUUUUUUCCCUUUUCUAGCCUUUAAGAAACCUGUGCUGAUACAUAAAAAUAAGUCUACAAGCUUAAUUUUAAAUUUUUUUUCUCAGGUACACGACCAGGCACGUGCCCUGCGCCAAACCCCAUAUCGACAUGUGAAUCAACAACAGGUUGUGAGUCCGACGAUGGAUGUGCUUUGGGGGAGAAAUGCUGUCUCCAGUGGAACUGUACAAAGAUGUGCGUCAAGACUUUGCCUCCUCUCGUGAAAAGUGGCCAUGAAAGUGAGUACAAAUAACACUUAUUCACAAGGACAUUUAUGACAGCCAGAGGGGAGAAUUAUUUGUAGAUCCUCAGAGCUGAUGGGCCAAGAGAGCUACUAGUUUAAUUUCUGUUGUUUAUUUCCCUUUUUCCCGGUUUUUCUCCGAAGAACGCCCCUCCACGUCAAGACUAACCACUUUUGUCGGGACUUCAACCUGUCAGCCCCCAUGUCAUCCCUAUGGUUUUUGCGUGAAGAACAAAUGCACGUGCCAAAGACUUUGUACACGUGAAUAUGCUCCUGUGUGUGGUACGGACGGGAAAACGUACAGCACUGAGUGUGUCAUGAAGGGUAUGGUGUGUGAACAAGGAACUAUGGUCACUGUUAAGCAUCCUGGGGAAUGCGGCAGCCGUAAAGGUAAGGGAGCUCGACUUUGCUCUGCUUCAGCCACUCGGGAAUGUUUAGCGUUUAUAUUUACUUUAGAUGAACUGAUUUGGUGCUAGUCUCCUAUGCAGUCGAUGUUUGAUCUUGUCACGUAAGGCGUUCUCUUUGUUACAUAACGCUCUUGACUUCCACACAACACUUUUGUCAUACAACACUCUUUCUACUGGUGGAGGGUUUCUUUCACACAACACUUCUGUCACGCAACACUCUUUCUGCCGGUGUAGGGCUUCCACCAGGAAGAGUAUUGUGGGACAAAACCAAAGGCUGACGAGUUCAAGCAACGGCUGUGAAGGAGGUUAUUAUGAUGCGUGAUGUACCAAUUUUUUUUUUUUUUGGUCUAAAAAUUGGACACAAACAAAAAAGAAAAAAAUAGUUCGAACGCGACCAAAGAUUUAAUUUUGUGAUACUGCUGUUAUAUUGUAUGGAUUGUAUAUUAUAAGGACUUUGCGCACUAGAAAUUAAAAAUUUCAAACCCGUCAUGGGGAGAACAUUUUCGACAAUUUCCAUCGGAACGAAAAAUUUCGAACCCUUUAUGGGCUGCUGCAACGUUAGUGAAAAAAAUAGACAAUUAUACGAUCCUCAUUGAUCGAAGAAGAAAAUAUUUUUAUUUGUUUCUCUAGAUGAUUUAAUUUGCAUACCACCCUGUCAUCCAUUUGGAAAGUGUGUGAAAAACGAGGAAUCUGGUCAAAAUGAAUGCACAUGUGACAGAGUAUGUACACGAGAGUACGCCCCUGUGUGCGGUACAGAUGGCAAAACAUACAGUACCGAGUGUAUAAUGAUGUAUUCAGUGUGUAAGGACGCCAGUAGUGUGGUUAUGAAGCAUCCAGGAAAAUGCGGAGAAGGUUAGUGUCCUAUUGCUUCAAUAGAAUAGUACUGUGGUAAUAAUAAAGGCAGAUAGUGAAGCUAAAGCAAUAAGACGUGCGGCAGAGAAAAAAGUGAGAGGGCAGGUGAUCGAUCGUAACAGGGUAAGUUUCCAAAGAAACUGUGGUGUUGCGUCGGUGGGGGAAAAAAACAAGAUAAUUUGGAAUUUGGUUUUAUCGACUGAGUUAAUGGUGUAAAUCAGCCACUGUUAAAAGUUUUUAAAGCUGGACAUAAGAUAAUUGAGCAAGUUAUAUAGGAGCGAAGUGGCGGCAACGAGAUUUCAUAACAUGAUGGCUUUGCCAACUUUAUGAGGAACCGUCCAGGCGAGUGUUGGUCAAAUAUCUCAAGAUGCUGAAACGACAAUAGAGUUUCUUUAAAAGGAUCCCAGCUUAUGAGUAUUGUUUAAAAUUUUCUAUCAACUGCCUAAUAUUAUUUUCUUCCUUUUUCUUCCUUAGAAACACCCGAAGAUAGCUGUCCCGUUUUGAACCCGUCACUUAUUUGUAGUGACCCUAUACAAGGCUGCUCUGAAGACUCCGAAUGCGCGGACGGGGAGAAAUGUUGCUUGCGAGGAGACUGUACCAGGAGAUGUUAUGCACCGGCCAAACCCGGGCGGUGCCCUAGCUCUGACCCCAAGCUAUGCCCUCUAAUCCUUCGACCUCCAGAGUGUGCAACAGACUGGGACUGUAGCGGAGACCUCAAGUGUUGCUUUGAUGGCUGCAUCAAGAAGUGUACCUCUUCGUUUGAAAAGCCUCGAGAUGGUAACCUAGUUUUUCCUUGUUUUUUGCUUCAUUCCUCAGCUAAUUUACUCCCUUCGUUUGUUUUUUUUUUGUUUCAGUUGCUGCGGUUUAUUUGGUUGUUCGCUCGUUCGGUGGUUUAUGGUUCUUUUCAAUCGAUUCUGCCAGUUUCUCGUGCGUUCAGUAGCGCAACGCUUGUCUUUUCGUUCUCUAGUUGGUUCGGAUAUGGUAAUAAAAAAAAAACAAAUUGGCUACAACUUACCAAGAAUUUAAGUUUCCAUCUUUUUAGAGUUUUUAAAGAUUUCGUAACAGCCUGAGGACAUUUCCAGAUGGUUUCAUGAUUGUUUUAUUAGACAGAUUAAUUAUCACAUGAAAACCAUUGCUGAAUUUGUCUCGUUGUGAAUCUGAGGGAUUCUUUUCGUUAUGAAAAAAGUCUGUGUGAAUCUAAAACCUGAUGUUAGGUCGCUCUUAUACCACCGUGAAUAUACUUUGUUAAUCAACGAACCUCUUUUUCCGCAUUCCCAGAGAACCCCUGUGAAGUUACUCUAUGUAGCUUCCCCACCCCAGUGUGUAAAGUUGUCAAAGGCAAGCCCACCUGUCAGUGUCGGGAGACAUGCCCUAUCAACCACAUUGAUCCUGUGUGUGGAUCAGAUGGGCGGACGUAUGACAACAUGUGUCAGCUGGAGAUGAAUGCUUGUCUGCUAGAGGCUGGUGGGAUGCCGCCUGGGCAACUUACGUACAUCGGAAAUGGAGAAUGUAAAGGUAAAGUCUGCUGUUAAAUAUCAGUCGAAGUUAACCAUCAAAGGUAUGCUCCCAGAAGAAUAAAGGGGGCCUUGGGGGCCUAUGAGGUUACUCAAAUUUUCAGCAACAAAUAACGGUUAUUUGUCGCUGAAAAUUUGAAUAGCCCCAUAGUUGAAUUAUCAAUCACUUCAAAGGCUAGACAUGAGAAAUAGCUUUCAUUUGCAUGGCAUUCACUUCAGUUGUGUCAACGGACGCGGUUUAUCCACAGACCUUAAUGUUAGAUAUCUACGGUCUGAACCGUUGAUACAUAUACAUUAGAAGUCUGUUCAGUAGCUUAAUUUGAAAAGUAAGUUGAGGAGCUCGCCAGCGCAGACAUUUCGAACAUUUCAAACAGAAUAUCGUUUCUUUUUGUCUCACAGCUGCUCAGAUUUGCAGUUUACCAGUAGAGACGGGUCGCUGCUUCGCUGCUAUGAAACGAUUCUUCUUCAAUUCCACCUCCCGACGGUGUGAAGAGUUCAUAUUUGGUGGAUGUGAAGGAAAUUUAAACAGAUUUGACACCGAGAAAGAUUGUUUCGACUUCUGUGGAUGUAAGUGAUGUCUUGAACUGUCACAGAUUGUGAGCAUAGGUCACGUAAUGCUUAGCAUGGAUUACAAAUAAAUGAAAUGAUUCAUAUUUUGGCCUUCGAAUGAUUUCUUAGCAAAGAAAUGAUCCUCGAAAGUAAAUUCAAGAAAUUGCCGACAAAGAAGCCUGAAAAUUUCUAGUAGCCUGCGAGUGGGCGCUUCUUCGUCCGCGGAAAAUUAUUUGGCACUUUUCAUCAGUGCCAAAUCGAGGAAAAAUUUUGAUAAGUGGGAUGGCUAGUGGUGGGUAUUAACCGAGCUGCGAGGUAAAUGAGCCAGCGACUCUGAGGCAAAGCAGUGAGAUAAUAUAGCGCAAAAGGAUGAUUUUAACUCGCUUUUUCCUAUAAUUAUUACAAUAUUUCGGCUGCAAAUCCCGCGCGCGUUGCUCGAAAGUGCAUAGCCAAGGAUACUUGGAGUUUGAUUAGCCAAUCAGAGCGCGUCUUCAACGCUAUUCACUGUUUAAGUAGGUACAGAUAUCCUUUACUUUAAAUGUCCUGUAGAAGGUUAUCCAUCUUAUGUUUACAAUUUUCAGCCUUGGAUACGUGUGAGCUGAACCCUUGCCCUGAUCCCUAUGCUAUUUGUAGCAUUACCAAAUUAGGAGAACGGCAGUGCGCUUGCCCAGAAAUCUGCACAUCAAUCUACAGCCCUGUGUGUGGUACAGAUGGCCAGACUUAUGGCAGUGAGUGCCAGAUGAAGGCUGAAGCCUGUAAACAAGGAAUGAUGAUCAAGAUCAAGGCUCCUGGAAGAUGCAACAGUAAGGAAUUUUCUGCAGAAUUUUUGUCUUCAAGACUCCUUGCUAACCGAGUUUGAUUUCAGUAUUGUAAGUUUUUGAAUGAGUGUAGCGCAUGGGCCGUAGAUCGGAGGCGGGGGCGGCGUGCUAUACGGACCUAGCAACAGUAUAUACCUGAUCUCAACCCACAAAGGGGAAAAUACCAAUCUAUUUAACCCUUUAACCCCUAAAAAAGACUAUUAACCAUUUUCCCCAAUCAGUAUCACCCAUAAAACAAACAUGGAGGUCAUGAGAGUAAUGGAAAUGAUAUCACCAACUAAAGAUGCUCUUAAUUGUUAAACAAAUUCUCUUCGUCAGUACCAUAGGAAAUGUAGAGAGAACAGUAUGGAGAAAUUGUAUACUGAUAUUAGGGUGUAAAGGGUUAAACGGCCUAGCUUACAACGGGUUUCACUAUAGCUCAGUGGUAGAGCAUUCGAAGUACUAAUCGGAGAGUUCGUAGGUUCGACUCCUAUAUUUAGCUCUCGGAGUUCUUUUUUUCCGAGUAUGCCUCUGUUAUUCACUGAAUAAUAUCAUCUUUCGCGAGAAAAUACUUAGUUGUACAAUACGAACCUCAAACUUUGUCAUUAAAAAUUAUUCUUAUAUUAUUUUGUCCUUACAGCUAAUCCAGGUUUUUGCCCCAUUGUGGACCCACAGAUUUGUUCAAGUGAACCAGAAGAUUCUUGCUUUGAUGAUGCCAGCUGUAAGGAUAAUGAAAAAUGCUGUCACGAUGGCUGUAGAAAGCUCUGUGUGAAGCCUUUAACAAAACCUAAUCAAGGUCCACUGCGUUUGAUCAAACAACGUAAGUUUGAUAUGUAAACCGAGUCGAUACCUUAACUCUUUGACCUGUUAAGGUGACAAGCAUCUAAUUUCUCCUCAUAAUAUCACCCCAAAUCACACAUUAAGGUGACGAGAAUAGAGUAAAUGAUCAACAUCCAAGGAAGCUCUUGAUUGUUAAAAAAAAUUCUUUUCGGAAAUGUAUAGAGAACAGUCUGGACAAAUUGCAUACCAAUGCUAGGGUGUAAAGGGUUACUAUUGCUAUUUUUCUGAAUCCAGUCAAAGCUUAUAACAUGACGUACUGAAUGAAAUAUUUCUCAUGCACAGAAAUCACAUCACCUGAUUUUGGAAAAAAGCCUAUACCGAAAGAUUCUUGUAAGAAAUGUAAGUUUCCACAAAGUGCCUGUUCAGUGACUGAGCAAGGAGAAACAGAAUGCCGCUGUCCAGAAGUGUGCACGGCAGAUUUCGCGCCUGUCUGUGGCUCAGAUGGCCGCAAUUACACUAACAAAUGUCAGUUAGAAGUUGAAGCUUGUAAACCAGAGAACAUCGGCUCCUUGACUCUCAAACAUGUUGGACCGUGUGGUAAGAUUUAAAGUGUAGUACAUUAACGAUGAUCAUCUGAAUUGAUAUCAAUCCCUGGGCUACGACGAAACUUGAGAUUUUUUCCUUUGCAACGUAACGUCGCAAGCUAGUUGUCAAGUUUUGCGAGAGUGGCACUUUAGUUAAAUUUCUUGUAUAUCUAGAGAGUCUCUAGAGUGGUAUGUUAGUUAGAUAGACAUCCAUUGACAAACACACGCCAAUGUCAAAAAAAAUAACCAAUUAAAGAAAACCGGAGGACUGAAGACAGUUUGGGAAUGUAAUUUGAGCCACAGCGGUGGGAAGCAAGUGCUCUCGGUAAAGCGCCAUUUCUUUCCCCCAAGCUCCACGAAUGUGGAUAUUUUAUGGAGUAAUUUUUCAUUCCGUUUUUCUUUCCCAGUGUGUGAUCUUCCUCUGGCUGGUGGACCCUGUUUUGGUUACUUUCCACGCUUCUUCUUCAAUUCAACCACCAAGCAAUGCCAGAGGUUCGUUUAUGGAGGGUGCCAAGGAAACGGAAACAAUUUCCCGACUAUUGAGGCCUGCGAGAACAAGUGUAUCAGUAAGUGAUACUUGUUUGUAUUCAUUUAAAUGAUUUACAUUCCUUAGUGGAGAGUGUCGCUGUUGGAGUCAUUGUCUACUCCGGCAUUGUAAGACAAUAUACAGGCCAUGGUUCGGACCCAGACUUCUCGCUGACAUCUGAGCCUCUAAGCCUCACAUCGCAAGGUAAGCUGUUAAAUAAUUUUUUCUCUUCACAAUGCAGAUCCGUGCAAGAAUUACAAGUGUCCAUUCCCGCGCACAAGAUGUGAAGUAGAGGACGGAGCAGCUGUGUGUAAGUGUCCUUCCAUCUGUACGGCAGACUACCGCCCGGUGUGUGGAACAGACGGCAAGACCUACAGCAACAUGUGUGGGCUGGAGGCCACAGCUUGCAUGACAAGGCAUUUUAAACUGGGUGUCAAACAUCUGGGAGAAUGUAAGUUUGUAGAAGAAGCGCUGACACCUUGUUUUUCUUUAGCGAACUUGCCUAUCUACAGUGCUGUGCGCCUUUUUGGCUGUCUCGAAGCGGUGUGAUUGAAUGUCAUUUCGCGAUUGAUAAUUCAGACCGGCGAGAAAUUGGAUAGGGGCGCCCAGUGCAAUAAGAAUGAUAAUCCGCUACCUCGGAAGUUGUCUGAUUGUAGGGAGAACAUCGUGAGGAGACGAUUACAAUACAAUCGGACAAUCUUAGCGUUACAUUGUAUACACGCCGGCGUCCCCCAUCAUUCAAGAAUUGUUUUAUCAGCACACUUUCGUUUCUUCGUUGUACGGGCCCUUGUUGUGGAAUGAAAAUUUCACACAGAUAAUUUUCAAGACCAGGGAUAAAUUUUAACUAAAAAACCGGAUGAUUAUGUAUUGUUGUUAUUCCCUUCUGCAAUAGGCUUAAGUCCAAAUCCUUGUAAUGGGUUCGUCUGCAAACACAAGCGUCAAAGAUGUGUAGUUAAAGGCAACAAACCUUUCUGUGAGUGCAAUAAAGUGUGCACCCGAGAGUACGACCCUUACUGUGCCUCUGAUGGCGUUACUUACUCCAACAAGUGUGUCCUAGAGGUUUCCGAGUGUGAAAGUGGCAAAGACUUGGACAUUUUGCAUCCCGGGGAAUGUAAAGGUUGGUAAUGGCAUGAAUUAUAAUUCAUUUGUUGGGUAGUUGUAACAAAUCGACAGUGGUUUAGCGUGGUCUAUACUCUUGCUGAUAAUGAUAUUUGUCAUCACAGUGGUCAAAGUAUUGUGGACUCACGAGGCGCAGUUUAGUGAGUCUGCAACAAAAUGAGUCAAGAUUGUGACAUUACUGUCAAUUGUGGUGAAAACUACUAUUGAACAGCCCCCUUCUAAUAUCGCAGUUUUAUGAUAGUAUGCUACUGUGAUGGAAGGAUUAGCCCUAGUGAAACGUAAAAAAAACAACAACAACCUGUCACCCUCAAGAUCUCGAAGCUAACUCUUGCAACUGGUUACAAUAUAUAUCUUGGCUAGCUCGUCAGGAGAAUUAGGUGUUAAUAUCAAAUGGUUGUGGAGAUGGGAUUUCCAGGCUGAGAGUUGCUAGACAAACGAGAAUGUUUAUCUGCUCUCUUUGAUACGUCAGUGUCAUUGAUGGACUCUCUUUCUUGUGCAGCAUGUGAUCUUACCGCUGAGCCAGGGCCAUGUGAGGCCUACAUGCCGAGUUACUUCUUCAAUACCACAUCAAAAGCGUGCGAAGAAUUUAUAUAUGGAGGCUGUAAAGGGAAUGAUAACCGCUUUGCCACCAUUGAUGACUGUGAGAAAAAAUGCAAAGGUUGGCAUUUCAGUUUUUAUAUUCUUAAAACCUUGCGAGUACAGUUUUAUGCCAUUUCACUGAACUAACAGCAUGGAGCAGUGGUCUCUCCUAUUUACUGCACUAGUCAUCCUUUUAUUGUCAGCAGUGCUUAUAUCCGCGAAUGCGUCGAAUUCGUCUUUAUUUUAGACUUAAAAACAUUUAGUGCUUUACCGUUGUCCACAGAGCGUUUCUCUCAACCAAUCCAAUUUGCCACGUAGUUGUUGGAAAUUUCUUUCAGUGGGAUUGAGUUGUUUGACAUCACUAACACGGACAGUUUGCCUGAUUGACUGACUGUCUGACUGACGCAUUGAUAAAUCGUUCUGUAGAUUGAAAGAAAAGAUUCCUGAUUGAUAUCUUGACUGAUUGAUUCAGUGAUCUAUUUACUUGUUUGUUUUAUUGUUCAUUAACAGUUGAAAAACCAAAUUCUGACGAUCCGUGCCAGCUGAUGAAUUGCGACUUCCAUGGAGUUUGUCGAAUGGAUGACAAUGGUGAUGCAGUGUGUGAAUGUAACACGGCCUGCCCUUUCAUUUAUGAUCCUGUUUGUGGAUCAGACGGGAAGAACUACUCCAAUGAAUGUGUGUUAAAGUCACAGGCCUGUCUUACUCGCACCAUGAUCACUGUUGUUGGUGGCCCUGCAAAAUGCUGUAAGUUAACAGACUCCUACAACAAGGAUAAAUGUAUUGACUGACUGGUAGAGUUGAUCGACGGUCCAAUUGACUGUUUAUCCGAAUGACCACCUGCUUUCCUGCCUCUCUGGCUGACUGGUUUAUUUUUUGUAUAACUGACUGGUUUACUUUGUAUAACUGACUGGUUUAUUUUCUAUAUAACAACCUCCUGGCUCUUACCGAACCCACGACCGACAAGAACGCAGAGACGAAUAAAGCUCUGCCAGUUUCUACGUAGCGUUCAUAAACUUCCUUGUUAGUUUUAUUUCACAAUAAAUUUAAUCCUCCCUAACCAUUGUUCUUUUUCCCAUAGCAUCCAGAAGGAGGAAAUGCCAGACUUGCCCUGCGCGUUCAAGCCUCUUUGCACACUUUUGUGAAAGCGACUUUGGUAAGUCAACACAGAUGAUCUUUCACAAAGGCUGGUCCGAUACUGUUUUUAAUAUUUUCAAUAUUGCAAAGUGAGGGUGUGUUUAUCAUAAAAAUUACAUUCUCUUUUUUCGUUACCCCAGUUUGGGGCCAAGGGGCAUUUUAAGCUCUUGGACUGAUCCAAAAAUUUGUUUGAAAAGGUUGAUGUCUUAAGUUGGCGGUAUCUUAAGUGAAGAGAAUUUGUAAUUUUCCUUUGAAUUUGAGCUGUCUAUUUCCUUUUCAAGCGGAAAUCAAGACUAACUUCUGAUGUUGCUUGUAAUGAAUUUACGUGUGAUCUAUGAAAUGUAACCUAACACGUUCUUUCACAGUGAUCAAGGGCACGUUUGAGAAGAUAGAAAAUGGACAAGACUCUGAUGGGUCUUCCUUGAUGGUGCGAGUGACUGGGGUGUUCAAGGGCUCUGAUUCGUCACAGAAUAAACUUGUCAAGAUCGCCUUCGCUGAGGACUUAAACAGGUAAUUCUGGGAAGAAACUCCGCGCAGAAAAACCUCAUCGGAAAGUUAGAUUGCUACAAAAGAUCUUGAAGAGUUAUACGAAUUGAAAGAGCGCUCGGGGGUGCUUAUUUCACACUUGAGCUAAGACAAGUGGGGAAUCUGUUCUGAUUGAUAAACUUUACACUCAAUGAUUUUUUUAUUUCCCUUUGCACACUUAUUAUGAUAUUGUUCCUCUUGUCAAGUUAUUUGAAUAGAAAUUUCGGUAGAGAGGAGCGUCAAGUGCCAUUCCCAGAUAAAGGCGGCAAAUGAAAUACUGGAAGCACGCAACGAUCGUGUAGUGGCAUUGCGUCAGCCAUUAUGGAAAAUAGACUUACUGAAGAGCCUGUUUUGUUGUGUUUUUUUAUGUUUUGUUUCGUUUUAUUGUUUUGCUUUGUUUUGGUUUUUCUUCUAAUUUAUGUAUUCUCUCCCAUCAGUUGCUUCUGCAAAGAGCUUGGAUUGGGUAAAACAGUUGUCAUAGCAGGGACCUUGACGGAAGAUGGUAAUUAUCUACUGGACGAAUCAAGCUAUGUGCGUCAUGCAAGCGAACACUUGUUAAAGAAAGUUCAGGAGCGUACAAAGCAGAACAGAUGCAGAAAGACGAAGAAACAAGAAUAGUCAUAGAUGUGAUAAGUCUCCAUCGUAGCCGGUUUUAGGAAUGUUACAUUACGCUUCCCGCGUUACGUGACAUCCUAUAAGACAGCCACGAUGGAGAACGGGCCGUGAUAGAAACCAAGAGAACCC
This is a messenger RNA of Pocillopora meandrina, 33416 nucleotides long. The record is from the annotation of a GenBank genome assembly. NCBI's taxonomy places the organism in Eukaryota, Metazoa, Cnidaria, Anthozoa, Scleractinia, Pocilloporidae.